Stylonychia lemnae is the source of this 2610-nucleotide messenger RNA. The record is from the annotation of a GenBank genome assembly. Lineage: Eukaryota; Ciliophora; Spirotrichea; Sporadotrichida; Oxytrichidae.
AUGCCUAAUGUCAGCUAUACUCUUAAAACGUUUUUUAGCCAACUAAAAAUCCUUGAUCUUUCCUACAAUAAAAUAAAAAAGAUUUAAGCUGAGUAAUUAAUUGAUGCAUGUCCAAAUUUGACGCAUUUCAUUAUAGCCCACAAUUAAAUUUCAACGUUAGAUGAGUUUUUGCCUUUAGGCUCUAUGCAGUUUCUUUAGGAACUAAAUUUUCAAGGCAACCCAUUAGAAAGUUUAAAAAAGCCAUUUAUUGUGCUGCAAACUUUAUUAUUGCAUGGAGUUCUCGAUCAUUUUUAGCAAAAUAAGGUUUAGAUAUUAAGUAUGACUGAAACUAAUUCAAUGAAGGUCUAACUUACAGACAAAGAAUUUAGGGACAUCCAAAAAAUAAAAGAUAUAAAAGUGCCAAGAAUUUAUGGAAACUUUAGAAAUCUUGUCAGUUUAAAUGGAACAAGCUAAAUCUAUCCAAGGUUAAAGAAGCCUAAAAAGAAAAUAAGUCAAAAUAUGGAUCCGUUGGAACUAGAGAUGUUUAACAAGCAACGGUAAAUAGACGAGUAAUUGACAUCAAACAAGCUUUUGAUUAAAUAAAUAUCCAAUUCAGACUCUAAAGUGAUGAAGAGAAAAGUUUUAUACAAGACUCAAUUGAGAAAGCAUCAAAUGAUUAUAAACCGCUUAAAUCAAAAGAAAAAUCUUAAUUAUGAACUUAGUGAUGAAAGUAGCGAAAUUGAUGAAUUUAUACCUAGGGAACAAUUUGGUAAAAGCAAAAUUAAUGAUACUUAAAAGGAUGAUAUUGCAUUUGAUGUUGAGGAGGAAGAAGAAAAUUUUUUAAGGGAAAAAUAAAAACACAUUGGGAAUGAAUCUUCAAAGGAAAGAACUGAGAGUUAGAAGAGAUCUUUAAAAAGAAUUCUCAGAGUUUCACAUCUUAAUCCAAAUGUUAACAAGUCUUUGAUAGAAAAAUUCUACAAUCAAAUAGAGAAGGAUGAAAUAGAGGUUUCAAAAUUUGAAGAAUCUGACAAGGAAUAUAAGUAAAACGUAAUAAAAACCAUCCAUGAUAAUGAUAGUGAGUUAGAUGAAUAUGAUCCUCAAAGACUUGUUACUCCUAUCAUGAAAGGAUCAUUUAUAGACUAAUCUUAACCUUCAGAAUCUACCACAGCAACAUAUGGAUUCUAAAGAUAAGCACACAAUAAAACAAGGACUUCAAUCAUAAAUACUUAGAAUCUAAAUUUAGCUAGAGAAUUAGAUCAAAGCUAUCCUACUUUGCAUCACAGAUCAGCUACAUAGCAAACUAAUUAUGAGCUUAAAGAUAUGAUGAGAGGCUCUCUAGCUCGUAAGGUUUUAGAGUACUCCAAUUAGUAAUCUUAUAAAUAAUUGCCAACUGUAUCAUCUAAUUAGUAAAAUCUCGCAAUGCCUAAAAAGUAUUAAAUACCUAAGAAAAAUAUAAAGUUCAAUCAAGAAAGAGAAUUGAUAUAUGCUAAGAAUAGAAGAGAAUUCACAGAAAAUACUGAUCUUAUUGUAAAAAUUAUUAACAACAAGAGAGAUGAUAAGAGCCAGGUUUAGCACCUAGUUAAAAAUAAUAUCUUCAACUCUGAGAUAAUUGAUCCUAAUGUUAAAAUGUAGAUGAUUGAAACUAUUGUUAGUGAUAAAAAGCCCAAUUUCUUGAAAGAAGCUGAAUAACUAGCCUAGUAAGAAAAGAUUCUACUUCAAAAGAUAAUGGAAGCGGAUCCUAAAUUAUUAAGUGAAAAUUUUGAAAGUUUGGAUGUGGAAGAAAUUCGUAGAAUUUACUUUACAAUGCUUCAAGAUAAAUAUCCUCGAAAGUAACUCUAAAAACUCAGAUACUCUUUAAAUAAGAUUUAUCCAUCUACAAAAAAAGUUUUAUCAGAAAGAAAAGUUAGACUGACAAUUGAGUAGGAAAAGCAUAAAAUGCCUUUAGAAAAGAUUGAGUAGCUCGAGAAGUAUUUGAAUCUAGCGAGUGAAAUGAAUUAAUAUCCUAGUAAGAAUGAAACUAAAGAAGAAUGGGCUAAGAAACUCAUGCUUAAAAAUGAAUGGGAGUAAAAAAGGAAUAUAAAUGACAAUUAAAAUAGACACUAACAGUUAAUUAUUUAAAGACGAAAGUAAGCAGCAAAAGAUAAAAAGUUAAUACAGGUUAUAAGUGGGGCUAACUUUAAACUAAGCGUAAAUUAUGGAAACUAGAGGGAGUACUUUAGUCGUUCAAUGAAUCAUAUGAACUUAGUAAAGACAGAUUCAAAGUAAACUGUAACUAGCAUAGCAAAUAAAACAUCAGUUCAAAAUGAUGAACAAGAUAUUAUGCUUAAGAUUCCUCAUGAACAGACAUCUAUGCCUAAAUUAAAUGUAGAAUAAACAGCUUAUCGUAGAUGGAAUAAAGUAUUUUAAAGAAAUAAGAAACUGGAAAAGUGUAGAACAAGCCAAGUUAAAGUUAUCAGAGAUAAUUCAAGGACUCUUUAUUAAAUGGCUAUUAAUCAAGAUAACUCAGAAUUAGAAAUUGAGCCUAUGAAUGAAGAAUCAAAAUUAAACAAAAGUGGAACUAUCAAGAAGUUCAAGAUACUCACAGGAAUUGUAGGAGAAACGAUGAAGUAAUACAGACAAUUUGAUCUAUGA